GCGACAGCCACAGCCACAGCGAGUCAGCGCUCGGCGCUCACACCGCGCAGUGCCCUCCGCCGACGACCGCGUGCCUCAGCCCGCCGCCGCGCCAAACUUACAAACUCACUUUCCGAAACCUGUUCCCGACAACAAAAAAAAUCUAUUACGAAACAAGAUUCACUACUGAUCUCCCCGAAGGUCUGUGACGGUGCGCGCUCGGACCUUGAAACUGUUAACGUGCUCGUGAAAAACUUUGGACUUUGAAACUUUUUUAAAAGUUUUCGACGUCCGCAAACUCUGGUCACGGUUGAACGACGUUCCCGAUAAACCGGUGCCAGAAACCGGGUCGUGUGUCCAAGUGUGCGUACAAUGUGCACCAAUGUUUAAAAGAAAGGUGGGAAAGGUCCAUCAGGUGCGUCACUACCGCAUCAUCCUGAAGCCUAAGGCGUGGAGACGUAUUCCUAUGAAAAUACUGAAGUGGGGGCGCAAGAUGACGUCCACUAAGCAUUACAGCCUGGUGACUCACGACGACUACGACGCUCGGAUCCCGCUCCACGCGGACGGGGCGUUCGAAUACGGCAUCACGUUUCGUGCUAAGUAUAUCGGCACUAUGGAGAUAGAUCGACCGACGAGUCGCGUGGAGAUCGUUGCUGCGAUGCGUCGAGUACGAUACGAGUUCAAGGCGUGUGGAAUAAAGAAGCGUCCAGUGGUGGUCACGGUGUCAUUGGAUGGAGUAACCGUGACUACUUACCACAAACGGCCGUUUUUCUUCAGCCGAAAGAAGAAAAACCUCGAGGGCGUCGAAUUGAUGCAUCAUCCCAUUUACCGUAUCUUCUACGUGUCGCACGACAGCGCUGACCUCAAGAUAUUCUCCUACAUUGCAAGAGACGGCGCCACCAACGAAUUCAAAUGCAGUGUAUUCAAGAGCAAACAAAAGACCCAGGCCAUGAAAAUCGUUCGCACAGUCGGCCAGGCGUUCGAGGUGUCCUACAGGAUGCAGGUGAACAGCUCCGACGAGCCCGUGGCCUCUACUUCCUCGGCCCCUGACGAAGUGGUGACCGUUGAAUAUGUCCGUGAAGUUCCUGCUCCGAGAGAGUCGGCGUCAGAGUCCGGAGCGUCGGGUUCUGGUGGAGCGUCCACGUCCAAAGCCGCUGACGAGCCGAAGCCAUCCAAGGGGGCCCAGCAUAUCGACCCCCUGCCGCCGCCGCCCAGGAAGGAGGGGAAACGUGCCCAGGUUCCGAAACCAGUGCAGGUGCCAACCAUCAACUUGCCGGACUUGCCGGACCCGCCCAACACAGAGCCCUCCCUGCCGGAGGGUGAGGCGACGCCGCUCACCGCGCAGCAUCAGCUGCAGCUGAUGCAAGAGCAACUCGAGCAACAAGAGCAGCACACGCGCGCCGCAUUCGCGCAGCUGGUGCUCUUCCGUGAUCAGCUCGCUGCAGAGAAGGCGGCUCGAUGCGAAGCUCAAGCUCGUACUCACCAGCUGCUGGUCCACAACAAAGAACUGCUGGAGCACAUCGCCGCGCUCGUCGCACACUUGCGAGAGAAAGAGAAGGGGAACCACCGACCAAUCAGUGCUCAGACACUGACGCUGUUGCCACAGAUGCAAGCCGGAGGAAACGAACCUAUGAAAACUGACAACUCUCCCACAUGCAACGGAAAUUGUCAACCGAUGAACAACGACGAGCUGAUCAGUUUCGUGGUUGAGAAAAUUGAAAAUGAGCAGAUGAACCAAAACAUCGAGAACAACAACGUAACUCCGUCAACCAGCGGCAUCUCGUCAAACGCUACCAAGAAGCAGAACGAUCCAACUCCACCCGCCUUGGGGAAAAUGAACAACGAUGAGUACCACAACUACGUGAUAUCGAAAUUUCAAGACUUGUCUCUCAAGAAUGCUGUAAAGUCUCCCAAAGCUAAAGCUGCCGAAGCAGAAUCUGGCGAAAACAAAUACUUUUUUCAAAACACAUUGGCGUUCCCAAAUAUUCCGCCGCUCGUGAACCACUACAGCGAGUCCGAUCUUGCCAAUAUUCUGAAGAAGCAGCUCGGAGAUAUAUCGAGCUCCAGCGAUGAAUUCGGCGAUUUGGCUAAAGUUAUGAGCACUGGACAUUCUGAUAACUCCCUAUACAGCACCAGCUCCACAUCUAAGGACUCUUCUGAUAUCUCGACCUCUGAUGAGAUCCUCCCGUACAUAAUGCCCCUGUCGCACAACGGGACCUUGACUGCCACCGGAGAGGACGGCCGUGUGCGGGUGAUCGUACCUGUGAGCCCUUCUCCGAGUACUUCGGGCAUAGCUGGAUCCUCGGCUGACGUGAAGCCGGCUCCGGCUCCGAAGAGCGCUACGCUGAAGGUCCCGGGGUCCGAGGCACCGGCGGCUCCGAUCACUCGCUCUACUAGCGAGAAAGUACCAAACCGUAGCGAAAUGAUGGACACCCUGCGUUCGCAGUGGACAAGGCACACCACGAAGUAAAACAUCAAUAGCCAAAUUGAGUCCAGUGACCUAAGCCGUAUUUAAGUUCAAUUCAUUUUAAGUUAUUCCCUCGAUUACUUACUACGGCGUUAAGCACUAGUUGUUUUGCAAAAACACACUGCUGAAGCAAAAAAUUUUGAACAUCAUCUAUAUCCAUCAAGUGGAUUUUUAUACCGCGGCUCAAAAUAGAAGAGACGAAAUCGGAAAACACUCGGUAUACAAAUAAUGGAAUGGGAACAAACCGUUUUCUAGCAAUGCCAAAGCCAAACCUAGAUCUCCGUAGUUUAUACCUAGAUAGUAAACCUUUUUACAUAUCAAAUGCAAUCUAGUCCCGAAUAUUCAUAUUUGAAUACGGUCAUGACCACAGCAUAUCUUUCUUCUCAUAUCGCAACCAAAUAUAACGACCUACCUACCUAAUUUAGUUUUUAUGAUGUUAUAUUAUUGAAAUUUAUUUGAACCAUAUCAGUAUUUGUGUUUAUUGAUCUAUAAAAGUUUUAUUUACUUUAUACGAUGUAAAGCGCCAUAUGCACUGGACCUUAAGUUUCAACGUCUUCACAUGUUGCGUGCAUAACUCGAGACGCAACAACAUACUCGUAUUUAAUAUGUGUAGUAGUUUUGAUGGUGUAAUCACAGCGUAGAAAAUCAUGGAUAUACCAUUUUUUGAUGUGUUUACAUAAAUACUACAAAUAUAUUAUCUAAGCAUAAAUUGAAUGUUUAGCUUUAUUGAAUUUAUAUAAUAGUGAGCACUUAGCAACGAAUUCCGUAAAAACGCGGCAUAAAUACUACUAAAAGCUAUUUUUCAUUACAAUAAUAUAAAAACAUUCAAAUAAUAAAAAAAUCGUAUAUGUUUCAACCAGUCGUAGAUUCACUUAUUUUGUACGACAGUUACAACCAUCCCUGAUAUAAACUGGCAGUGAUUUUUUUUAUUCGUACUGUUCUGUUUUAAUAAGGGAAUGUUGAAUAGGGAAAAUAUUAUCAAUCAAUGUGUUA
Molecule: messenger RNA, 3439 nt
Organism: Bicyclus anynana (squinting bush brown)
Lineage: Eukaryota; Metazoa; Arthropoda; Insecta; Lepidoptera; Nymphalidae
Product: carboxyl-terminal PDZ ligand of neuronal nitric oxide synthase protein
Exons: 10
Coding region: 362-2449 (695 amino acids)
Molecular function (GO): nitric-oxide synthase binding
Source: RefSeq, a predicted model, not a curated record